UAUUCUUCACCCACAGCUCUAACCAACAUUCUGGUAGGGCCGGUUCUUUUCAUGGAUAUCUUUACAUUUAUUUCGGAUGGUUAUGUGGAUCGAUAUGCAAAUUUGGCUGGAUGCACACUCCUACUCUAUGACUAUUUACUCACCCUAGAUGAUGAGAUUGAAUUCAUCUGGAGAAAAUCAUGGUCAAUUGGAAAAGUGUUGUUCAUAAUUAGCCGUUAUUAUUCAUUGAUAGUCACAAUUGCGGUCAAUAACUACGCCUUUUUUGGAGGUUUAAGUGGUUCAGUGAGCUUCCAAUUCUCUCACUGGCAGGGUUGGAGUGGACUCAUCACUUGUAUGAUAGUGGAAACCAUUCUACAAAUGCGUUUAUAUGCAUUGUAUUUUCUUGACAAGAGAAUUUUGUCAUUAAUGAUUGUAAGCUUCAUUGUAAGCUCAGCAAGUACAGCUGCUGUGUGGGUCAUAUUGACUAGGGGAAACUUUAGCACCCAACUUGAAUUUCCUUUCUGUCUUAUAAAAAUGCCAGAUUACUGCUAUGCAAUUUGGAUCCCACGACUUGCAUUUGGUACAUUGUUAUGUAUUCUUGCACUGAUACGUGGAUUCCAGCUUGCAAAAGACGAGAGUAGUGUCUUUGAAUCCUCCACACUCCCUUCUGGGAGGAUUCUCAUGAAGGUCUUGAUCAGAGAUUGUAUCGGGUCCUAUCUGGUAUUGUUUACGGUUUAUUUGACAUUUCUAACAAUCUGGUUAAAAAAUACCAAUCUCAUCGAAACUUGCUUCAGCCUCUCAGUCGCGUUUGAGUCCAUUGUUGGAACUAGGACCAUUUUGAGUAUUAGGAAGGUCACAACAAGUGGUGGUCCUGAUGUGUAAACAUCAAUGAAAUCACAUUGCUACACUAUCAUACCAAGCUGUAAUACUUAUUCCUUCACCUCAUAUGUAGUGAUAUAAUGGACCCCUCGAGGGAAACCUCAAGCUUGAGCUGUAA
Molecule: messenger RNA, 976 nt
Organism: Lentinula edodes (shiitake mushroom)
Lineage: Eukaryota; Fungi; Basidiomycota; Agaricomycetes; Agaricales; Omphalotaceae
Exons: 14
Coding region: 52-861 (269 amino acids)
Source: RefSeq, a predicted model, not a curated record